AUGAAAUUCUCAUCGCGACAUGUCUUCCUACUGGGGGCACUCGCCCUAGAAUCUUGUCAUGCUUUCGUUUCCCAGAAGCCAACGUUCUUUGUGCCAUCGAGCGUCAAUCGACAGUUGAUCCAUCAAGAAUCCUGCUCGGCUGUUCAAACGGUUAAUACUGCCCUUUCCAUGGGUUUCUUUGAAGACUUUGUGGCUAGCAGUGACGAAAAGACUCGCAAGGCAGAUAACGACAAGUACCUUGCACAAUUACAAGGCCGAGUUGACAGAAUCAAUGGGCAAGAAGCAUCCAUCGAAGAUCUUGGGGAUGAUGAAUUGCAGGCUAAGACUACUGAAUUCAAAAAGCGUCUUGCAGGCGGAGAGGAUAUCAAUGGAUCGUUGCUUGAAGAAGCUUUUGCCGUUGUUCGUGAGGCAGCAUGGCGCGUUCUGGAACUUCGGCAUUAUGACGUUCAGCUGAUUGGUGGUUUGAUUCUUCACGAUGGCCGCCUUGCAGAAAUGGCCACAGGAGAAGGAAAAACACUCGUUUCAACUUUGCCCGUUUAUGCAAAUGCCUUAACUGGGACAACUUCGUUUGUCGUCACGGUCAAUGAUUAUCUUGCAAAGAGAGAUAUGGAAAAGAUGGGACAAGUACACAAGUUCCUUGGCUUGACGGUUGGAUUGAUUCAGUCUGGAAUGACCGAAGCGGAGCGUCGCGUUGCCUACCAAAAUGACGUCGUCUAUGUCACCAACUCGGAACUCGGUUUUGACUUUUUGCGUGAUCAUUUGGCUUUGACAACUGAACAAACCGUGCUUCCUGGUGGAGGUGGUGAAUUUGGUGGAUUUUGUGUGGUCGAUGAAGCUGACUCUGUUUUGAUUGAUGAAGCACGAACACCUCUCAUUAUCAGCAAACAAGUCCCAGCACCUGCCACGAAAUACGAAACCGCCAACCAACUGGCGGAGGCGCUGAAACCAGAUAUUCAUUACACUAUUGACCUAAAGAACAAGGCUUGUACAUUGACCGAAAUUGGUUACAGAGACUCGCAAAAAGCUUUGGGAAUUGAUUCGCUUUUCGAAAUCGGGGCUGACGGCGAAGCCUGGGCUCCCUAUAUUACAAAUGCUGUGAACGCAAAGGAACUGUUUACCAAGGAUAUUGAAUACGCUGUCAUGACUGAUCCAGACGGCGAAAAGAUUGGCGUUGGCAUCAUUGAUUCGUUCACUGGACGUGUCUUGGAUGGACGAAGGUGGUCGGAUGGACUUCAUCAAAGUAUUGAAACAAGGGAAGGCAUCAAGGUCAGCGAACAGAGUCAAGUGAUUGCUAAAGUCACGUAUCAGUCUCUAUUCCGUCAAUUCACGAGACUAUCGGGAAUGACUGGUACAGCAAUGACUGAUGCUGAAGAAUUAGAGCUAACUUAUGGCUUGAAAGUGAUUCCAGUGCCCACUGCUUUGCCAAUUGCGCGCCGUGAUUACCCUGAUGUUGCAUUCAAGACCCGCGCAGCUGCCGACGAUGCAAUGGUAAAGGAAAUUGUAAAUGUUGGUGGAGGACAAGAAGGUGGAAGACCUUGCUUGAUCGGAACUACAUCAGUUGCACAGAGUGAAUCUAUUGUAGAAAAGCUGAAGGAGGAAGGAAUCGAUGCGGAACUAUUGAAUGCAUCGCCAAAGAAUGCACCACGCGAAUCAGAAAUUGUUGCUCAAGCUGGACGUAGUGGUGUUGUAACUGUUGCCACAAACAUGGCUGGUCGGGGUACUGAUAUUUUGAUUGGAGGAUGUUCACGAACCAUGGCUAGAAUCAAAACUCGUGACUUCUUGGUAGCAGACGGCGUUGUCAGUAGCGAUGAAGCAAAGAAACUACCUCCCCCUCCCAAAGAGGAGUACUUUCCUUGCCCGCUAAAUGACGAUACUUUGUUUAUGCUGAAGGAUGCAUCUGCUUCCAUUAAGAAAGAGUUUGGUAGCGAUCUUACAGCUAUUCAGUUGGAAGAAAUCUUGACCGUUGCAACAGAUACGACCGAAGCUGAGGAUGACCCCGAAUACAUAGUCAAGCUCCGCAAUGUGGCUGAAGCUGUCAGGGAAUCCUACUCCGAGAUUACCUCAAAAGAAAAGGAGCUCGUUCAACAAAGUGGAGGUUUGUAUGUAAUGGGUACCAACAGACACGAGAGUAGCCGUAUCGAUGACCAAUUGAGAGGUCGCUCUGGACGUCAGGGAGACCCAGGCACAUCCCGUUUCUUCCUUUCUUUCGAAGAUGACAUGUUUGUUAUUUUUGGAGGAGACUCCUUACAAAACAUCUUGAAAGCAUUCCGUGUCAGUGAUGAUAUGCCAGUCGAGGCUCCCCAAGUGUCUGAAGCACUCGAUAAGGUGCAGCGUGCAGUUGAAGAGAAGUACAGAGAGAUUCGUGGUGAGAUCUUCAAGUUCGACGAAGUAUUAAACGGACAACGAAAUAUCAUCUACAAUCGUAGAAGAGACAUUCUCUUCGCGUCAGACGAGGAAUCGCAAAAGAUGAUUGCCAAGUACAACGUGGAUACCGUUUCUGACAUCGUCAAGGCUCAGACUGCUUCGAGUGGAAGUGUCAACGCUGCCAAGGUCACAGAGAAGAUUGGUCAAUUUUUUCCACCAGCAAGCCAAUUUUUCGACGAGAAGGCGUUGAGUGGAAAGGAUCAAGAUAGUGCGACUGCAUACCUAUCCGCUGUCAUUGAGGAAAUUUUCAACGCGAAAGCAUCAGAGCUCGACAAGGUAGCAAUGGCUAGUGGAAAGGGAGCCAACUCCAUUGGAAGAUCCGCACGGUAUAUCACUCUAGUAACCAUGGACAAUGCUUGGAGUGAUCAUCUUCAAGCAAUGGAAAACUUGAAAGAGAGCGUUGUGCUUCGACAGUUCCAAGGCUUGGAUCCACUAAAGGAAUAUGAAGGGGAAGCUUUUGAACUCUUCAAGAAUCUUGAAAAUACAAUGCGCUUCAACGCUAUCUUCUCUCUGUGGCAAAGUCUCUAA
Cylindrotheca closterium is the source of this 2952-nucleotide messenger RNA. The record is from the annotation of a GenBank genome assembly. Lineage: Eukaryota; Bacillariophyta; Bacillariophyceae; Bacillariales; Bacillariaceae.